AUGGCUUCUGCCUGGGAGAGGAAACUUCAGCGCUCAGAGCUGGAGAAAGCAGCGACUUUCGUCCCCAGGCUCCUCGCUGAGUGUGCCCCCGUGAGCCGUGUUCCCAUUCAGAAUAUCGUCGGAGUGCUGCUCUUUGCGGAUAUUUCAGGUUUCACUGCUCUGACAGAGAAAUUCACCCAGAGGAGCGGCACAGCCAGAGGCACUGAUGAGCUGGUGCAAACCCUCAAUUACUACCUGUGUGAUGUUUUGGAGGAGAUGCUGAUUUUUGGAGGAGACAUCUUGAAGUUUGCCGGGGAUGCUGUGCUGGUGCUGUGGAGAACACGACCCCAGGAGCUGGCUAAGACCAUCAGCCUGGUGCUGCAAUGUAGCCAGCAGAUCCAGGCGAAGUACGGCAGUCGCGACACGCACAUGGGUCAGAAGAUGCGACUGAAGAUAGGGAUCUCUGCAGGGCCCAUGAGCCUCCUGCUUGUCGGAGACAGGAGGCAGAAGUACUUCUUUAUCUGUGGCAAGGUCCUGUCUGAAGUUUGUGAGGCCGAACGGCUUGCGAAUGCAGGUGAAGUUAUCCUCUCAGCCUCCUCCUGGGAGCUCUGCGAGCAGCACCGGCUCAGGACCCAGCAUCUUGCAGGCAAAAGAGCCGUGAAGGUUAUGGGCAUGGUUCAGAUGUCUCGGUCAGAAUGCCAAGAAACUUUACGCAAGCUCGUACAACACCCGGUGAGCCAUGGCUUGGAGAAGGAAGGGGACAGCUCUGCCCUGAGCAUCCGGAGCAACCACCUGCACUUUCUCUCCUCAGGUGCCGUGAGGCCUGCUUUCUUCCGCUCUCCUCCUAAUGUGGAGGAGGUGCCUAGGGAGUACGUACCAGAAACUGCUCUCCGGAAGUUUGAUGACAGAGUGCCGCUGGACCUCUUCUCUGAGCUACGGCCAGUCACCAGCCUCUUGGUCCAACUGCAGGUUGCUGCAGAUAUGGACACGGAGGCUCUCCACACAAUCCUCAACAAUGCCAGCAGGAUGAUGCUAGAAGUCCUCCAUCCUCACCAGGGCAAAAUCAACAAAAUCCUCCUGUUUGAUAAAGGCUGCAUGUUCCUCUGUGUGUUUGGACUCAGUGGAGAAAAGCUGCUCUACGAGAGUAUUCACGCCUUGCAGAGUGCUAUUCAGAUCUUCAACUCGUGCUCCGCCCUGCUCGGGGAAAAAGAGGCAGUGUCUGUUGCAGUUACCAGCGGGACGGUGUUCUGCGGAGUCAUUGGCCACCCUGGCAGGCAUGAAUACACAGUCAUUGGCCAGAAGGUGAAUUUGGCAGCCCGGAUGAUGGUGCAGUACCCUGGGCUGGUGUCCUGUGAUGCAGUGACCUACGCCGCCUCUCGGCUGCCCCCUUACUGCUUCAAGGAGCUGCCAGAGAGAGAGAUGAAAGGCAUUAGCUGUCCUGACACUAUCUAUCAAUACGUGGGGAUCGCCAAGAGGAGCAUGUUUUGCAUGGGUCUUGCCAAGGAGAGGUCAGAGUACGUCCCCUUGCUGGGUCGGGAGAAGGAGCUUGACCUCUUUGCCAGCUGCUUGAAAGCCUAUAAGGAUUUAGGACGAAGGCACAUCCUGGCAUUUGAAGGCACGAUGGGCUCCGGCAAGAGCCACUUACUUACUGAACUGGCCUAUUUAGGCCAGGCUGCUGGCCACAGGGUAGUUGCCAUGGAACUGCUGGAGGUCGACAUGAGGCAGUCCUUCUCUGCCCUCGGUGCGCUGACAGCCAGGGCCCUGGACCUCCAGGAGCGUGAAUCGUGCCGUGCCAGGCAGCGCGAGCUGCGGACAAAGCUCCGAGGGACAAUCGAAGAGAGCAGCUAUUGCCUCCUCAAUGACGUUUUGCUUGUCAAGUUUCCCAUUUCAGACAAGGUUCGCAAGAUGAGCGAAACUCAAAGAAAAAGGGAAUUGCGCUCGGCUUGGGCAAAAGUGCUAAAGAAGGCCAUCGGAAGAGACUUUGGCAUAUUUGUCAUCGACAACGCCCAGUUCAUCGACCCUGCCUCCUGGAGUAUCAUGUCACCCGUGCUCCAAAACAUCUCCUUCUUCAUGGUCACGAGCUUAGCUCCGGGCUACGCGAGAACAGAGAGCUUUUGCAAAGCCGCAGCAGCCAGCAGGACGUCCCAGAAAAUCAUCUAUCUUCAUCUGGAUGAGCUGAAACCUUCAGCUGUGGUGCAGAAAGUCUGCCAGGACCUUGGAGUGGUCAGCAUCCCCAGGGAUUUAGCGAGGUUCCUGCUCCAAAGAAGCUCGGGGAUCCCAUAUUACUGCGAGGAGCUGCUGCGCUGCCUUCGUUGCAAGGACACGCUCUUGUUCCGCACCCGGAGGCGGGGUGAAAAAGCAGAGGACAACUGGGAGAGCCUGAUCAUCGAGACUUCAGCCCUGGCAGCAACCUCGAGCUCCAGUGCCGGGAAUGAUGGCAGGGUCUGCAUCGUCAGACCAGAUGUGAACCUGGAGAACACCGUGCUGCCCACCGCUUUGAAAGAGAUUGCGCUGGCUCAGCUGGACCAGAUGAAGCCGCUGAAGCAGACGGUUUUGAAGUUUGCAGCUGUCAUCGGGCUGGUAUUUACCACCCAGCUGCUGUCGCACAUCCUUCCCGCUGACAUCAGGCACAAGAUGAAUUUCUUGUUGGACAUGCUGGUGAGCGACAACAUCCUUAAGUGGCUGAAAAGCACAGAGGUGCCAGAAGAUGUCCAAGAUGCUACCGAGGGGCCAGCCAGCUCUCUGCAGGCAGGGCAUGGAGCGGAGAGGCCCUCUUGGAGCAAGAAGACCGUGGAGCGGCGGUCUGGCGUUCUGGCCUUCUGUGUCCCGCUGCUGCGGGAGGCUGCCUACGAGCUGUGGCUCGAGAGACAGCGGGUCGCCUUGCACCGCAAGUGCGCCGCCUUCCUGGAGCGGCACGCGCACAAAUGCAAGAGCUGCGGCCAAGGGGACUUUGUUGACUUCCACCGCUUCGCUGUCACCGGCACCCAGGAUGGAGGGAGCUGUCAGGGUCCUGCUGACCAGGGUGACUCACGCAGCUGGGAGGCCUUGGUGCUCGCAGGAGAACAGAUGAAGAGGGAUAGGACCCAUGCCAUUGAGGAAUGGUUUCUGGCAAAGAGCGACCAGACGACUCAGCUGCCCAGCAAGACUGACGGCAAGCACGACGGCGCGUGCUCGUGCAAAUGCAAAGCCAUCGUGGAAUCGGUGCUUGUGCCUUUGGCUCGCCACUACAUGGCAAUGGGCGAUGCUGCCAGGGCCUUUUACUACCUUGUGGAGUGUGCGGCUGCCUACCUGCAUGUCUCCAACAGCUACAUGGCCCUCAUGAAGCUGAACGAAGCGGAGGUCCUGAGGAACUCAGUAGAGAAGAAAGCGAAUGUGAUAGCCCGCUUUGAUGAGGCCACCUUCUUCAGCCUCAAAGGGGAGGUCUGCUGUCAUAUGGGACGUACGAAGCUGGCAAAGAAAAUGAUCAGGAAGGCUUUGUGCCUGCUCAGAAGGCACUUCCCCCGGACCUCCGUUCGAGCCUUUGCCAAGUCGCAGGUGGAAAAGUUGCCGUGUGCCGCUUAUGUUGCCAGAAGAGCGUCCUCCCUUCCGCAGGAGGCCUGGAGGAAGAGGCUAGCCUGGCUGCUGCGGCAGAGCUGCUGCCUUUCCUUACUGGAGCGUCUCUUGAGCCUGGAGGGUACUUCCAGCGGACGGACGGUCUCCCGCCUGGCAGCGUGCAUGAAGGCCAACAUGGACAAGGCAGCGGACUCCUAUCGGCAGCAGAUUCCUGCCACAGACAGACUUAAAACAGAAGGGUGGAAAUGAAGUGAUGUUAUUAAAUAUCUGCUUUAUUAUGACCUUUGCUGUCGAGCCUUUCUUUCUGAGGCAUGGAAAGAAACACUGUUGUCUUGUUUCUGUUGAGGACUACUGCUGCUCCAUCAGUGAUGAC
Messenger RNA from Grus americana (Whooping crane), 3904 nucleotides. Its product is annotated as adenylate cyclase type 10-like. The record is from RefSeq and is a predicted model, not a curated record. Bases 1 to 3780 code for a protein of 1259 amino acids. Gene Ontology annotation, molecular function: adenylate cyclase activity; ATP hydrolysis activity. Gene Ontology annotation, biological process: intracellular signal transduction; cyclic nucleotide biosynthetic process. Gene Ontology annotation, cellular component: cytoplasm. The transcript is spliced from 25 exons. NCBI's taxonomy places the organism in Eukaryota, Metazoa, Chordata, Aves, Gruiformes, Gruidae.